AUGGAUCUUAAUCGGCCUCUUGUGAAGAAGAUUGAAGUCAAUGUCGGCAAAUCUAAAUACCACGUCCACGAAGAGCUCUUGCGCAAGCUCCAGAACUACGCCUUGGAUUGGAUUCAGGAUUACCAUCAAGGCGAGGAUUGGAUGGAGAAUGAGGAUUUAAGAUACGCUUUUGAGAUGGCCAAGGGUGAUGGUGGGUAUGUUGCUUUGGCGGCCUUCUUUGCUGCUAUGCUUCGCCAGAAAAGCGCUGAGGACCACAUGAUGGCUCGUGAUUUUCUUCAAGCAGUUCCCGCCCUUGGUCCAUAUCUUUAUUAUGAAAGUGUUUGUGGGGGCAUCGACCAGCUUCGCUUCAAUCCCAAAUACCGAGACCAUAAUCAUCUUUUAGAAGCAUGGCUUGCAUUUAAUCAGCAGAUAUUCUUGAGUCUCUUGAUAGGCUUGAGAAACCGUCAGAGGUCUUGGGAUUGGCUACAACUUCGAUAA
This is a messenger RNA of Botrytis byssoidea, 477 nucleotides long. RefSeq lists its product as uncharacterized. The transcript has 5 exons. Bases 1 to 477 code for a protein of 158 amino acids. Lineage: Eukaryota; Fungi; Ascomycota; Leotiomycetes; Helotiales; Sclerotiniaceae. The record is from RefSeq and is a predicted model, not a curated record.